This is a messenger RNA of Dentiscutata erythropus, 191 nucleotides long. The record is from the annotation of a GenBank genome assembly. Lineage: Eukaryota; Fungi; Glomeromycota; Glomeromycetes; Diversisporales; Gigasporaceae.
GUAUUCGUAUUACAAUACAUGAACCACGUGAUGUUGGCACUACCAAUAGAACUACUCAAAGAGUCUGUAAAGAUUAUAUUUUUGGCAAAACAAUUCGAUUCUAUGUUGAAUUACAAGAAAAAAUUGACAAUUUAAAUUUAUUACAAAAAGAAUUUGAAUUGAUCAAAGAACAAGAGAAAAUUAAUAUUUUA